Calliphora vicina (urban bluebottle blowfly) is the source of this 2838-nucleotide messenger RNA. It is a transcript of the gene mfas, whose product is annotated as midline fasciclin. NCBI's taxonomy places the organism in Eukaryota, Metazoa, Arthropoda, Insecta, Diptera, Calliphoridae. Gene Ontology annotation, cellular component: extracellular matrix. The transcript is spliced from 8 exons. Gene Ontology annotation, molecular function: cell adhesion molecule binding. The record is from RefSeq and is a predicted model, not a curated record. Gene Ontology annotation, biological process: extracellular matrix organization; cell adhesion. Bases 99 to 2555 code for a protein of 818 amino acids.
GUAAUUUCGCAAAAAAACACACAAAUCAACGGAAGUCCAGAAAUUUCUAUUAAAUUGAAAAUUAUUUACGUUUUUAAAACGCUCUCAUUAACACUAACAUGAAAGGGGUCAUGUUUUUGUCAUUAAUGCUGACACUUUUAAGUGUCAGCCAUAUUAAUGCUCAAUAUUUUGGUGGUUAUGAACCUGAAGCGGAAUUUGUGCCCUUGGAAGCUCAGCAGCAACAACAAAAUGCCGAUCAGCAGGGACGUAACAAUGAGGAGAAACCAUUUGAAGUUGAUGUUGUCACUAGUGAUGUAAAUGGUGAGAGCGGUCAUCAUCAGCCUGGCUUGUAUUUCCAACAAGCCUUCCCCUUCUUUGGCAAUAAUUUGUUUAAUACAUUUGGCGGUUUUGGCAUUGGUACCCAACAGGAACCCUGGUGGAAGGGACCCAAUGUCUGUACCGAAAAGGAAGAGGAUGAAAAAGCCCUGGAAGGCGAUGAAAAAGAAGAAACUGAAACUGCAGAAGGUUCUGAAACUGUUAAACAACCCAGCUUUGGCCAGUUCCAAUUUCAGUUGAACUCAUGUGUGGAAAAGCCAAACAAAUAUGUUUGCACCAGAGUUAUUAAUAAAAAUGGCAAAAAGAAAACUUUGACCAUUUCUCGCCAGUGCUGUCAUGGCUAUGGUCGUCCACGUAAUGCCGCUUAUGCAACAACUUGUGAAAAAGUUGAAAUCAAAGAUAUUGAGGCAACGGCCGCCGAUAUGGGUGCCAAAGCGUUUGUGGCCAAAGCAAAGAGCAGCGGUUUAGCCGACACCAUACAGACGGGUAAAAACGUAACCAUCUUUUUGCCAUUGGAUGAGGCAUUCACUGCCUACAGCGAUUCGGUGCAAAGUGAAAAUAAUUUGGUUGAAAUGAAAUCGGAUGAUGGCAUGAAACAAUUGUAUUUGCGUCAUGUUGUGGAUGGCGAAAUCAGUUUGGAUGAUGUGCGCAAUGAACAGAUUUUGAAAACUCAAGUAGAUGGCCAAACCAUACGCAUCAACAGCUAUCAGAUGCCCAUUUCCUUGAGUCCCGAACCUUAUCGUUAUACCGCCAACUGUGUGCCCAUUGAGAAGCAUGAUAAACUCUCCGAACAGGGUAUGGUUCAUACGUUGGGCGGCGUUUUGAAAUCCACCAACAAGAAUGUUAUGGAUAUUAUACGCCAGCGUGCCGAUAUGUCGAUUAUGCGCACUGUUUUGGAAAACACUAAGUUGAAUGAAUUGUUGGAGGGUGAGAAGCCGGUGACCAUAUUUGUACCCACCGAUGAUGCCUUUGAGAAAUUGGAACCUCAUCUACGUAGAGCUUUGAAGGAGGGCAAGGGUUGUGCCUCAAACAUUCUUAAAAACCACAUCUUGGAUUUGACCUUCUGCUCGGUGGCUUCUAUUCCCGGUGCCAAAACUACCGCCUACAAUUUAUUGGGUGAACCCAUGCGUUUCAAUCGCAGCAAAUCAUUGGAUGCCGACUCCAAGGAACAACAACCCGUUAUGAUUAAUGGCAUUGCCAAGAUCACGGAGGCUGAUAUUAUGGGCUCCAAUGGUGUGGUCCAUGUUAUUGACACCAUCAUGCCCACUGAAUCGGCUUUACCCUUAUCCUCUUUGAUGCAAGAGAAAAAUGUCACCAUUUUUAAGCGUCUUUUGGAAGCCACCGGUUUGGACAACAAAUUCGAUGAUAUGGACAAUGUAACCGUCUUUGCCCCCACCGACAAGGCCAUGCAAAACACCCAGUGGGCUAAAAUGUUGGAAGAGUCUCCAGAACAACUGAAAGACAACAAGGAUUUGAUUGAGUUCCUUAACUAUCACAUUGCCCAGCCCAUGAUUAAGACCUGUGAUUUGCAAGAACAACUUAUGCCAACAGUGGGUGGCGACAAAGUGCGCAUUAAUCUGUAUUCUACCCAUGCGCUCUUCUCCAAUGUCAUGAAUCGUGCCACCGUCAACUGUGCCCGUUUGGUGCAUUUCGAUGAUGAAAGUUGCGGUUCGGUAUUGCAUCAAGUGGACAAGCCUUUGCAGCCCACCAAACAAAACCUUUUGGAAUUGUUGGAAUCCAAUCCCAACUACAGCAAAUUCUUGGAUCUAGUGCGCAUGGCUAAUCUAACCGAUUUGUUGGCCAAUGCCGAGGGCGAUUAUACUUUGUUGGUGCCCAAGAACGAUGUCUUCGAGGAGCUGGAAGAUUCUCUGUCGAAAGAUCAAACGGAAUUGGAAAAUCUCAUCAAAACCCACAUAGUCGAUGAUGUUGUAUGCUGUGCUGGCAUCAUACCCACCAACUGGCCUUUUGUACGCUCCAUUGAGUCCUUGAAUGGUCAUCAUUUGCGCAUUACCCGUGAUCGUCGUCCCAAGAUACAAAAUGCCGGUGUUACCAAAUGUGAUACAAUUGCCUCGAACGGCAUUAUCCAUGAAAUCAAUGAUGUUAUAGUUCCUCUCUCUAGACAACAGCAGCAACAACAACAAUCCCAUAAAAUUCCCCAAUAUCCCGGCGGCCAUCAAGUUCACCGACCACAACAUCCCUUCCAAAAUCCCGAAGAUAUUUUCGGUGAUCUCUUUUUCUAGAUGGUGGUAGUCCAUCGCCUAAAACUUAUUGACCGUUAGUGGAAAUAAAGCUCAAUUAUAUAAAAAAAUUCCCACACUUUCCCCAUCAUACAUUUUUAAAACGAAACAUUUACAGACAUACAUACAUGCAUACGUAUUUAUUAAGCACAAUAAACAAUUUAAAAAACUAAGAACGAAACGAAAAUUUUAAUCUGAUAUUUUCGAAUAUUUUCUACAUUAUAAUUAUUAUAUAAAUAUUUAACUUUAUAAAUUAUUAUUUAUACAAAUAAAUUAAAAAAACAAA